UCAAAACUCAAACGUGUAAACAAAAGAGAAAUCCAGAGAUCACUAGAUUGAGAAUUGCGAUUAUUUCCUCUUGCUUUCUGUGGUAAUUAUUAAAAUUAAAAGCAUAGUCUGUACCUAAUGUAUACUCUUAUAACAAUAACAGUUACUUUCAUUUAUCCUUAUCAAAAUAUCAGAGUUCUAAAUUAACCAUGAGAAAUUUUAUUUCUGUAGGCUAGUUUGCAACAAUAAUAAAAUAAUUUAUAUUGUUAUAAGGAUUUUCUACAUUUCAAAAGACCCUAUGUUAUAUUUCAUUGAUAUAAUUUCCUAGUAUAGGUACUUACGAUGGGUUACAUUUAAAAAAAAAAAAUCUAUAAAUACCUAAUUAUCCAUGUGGAACUAUUCGGAAAUUAUAGCAGUGGUUCCUUACAAUAGGUGGACUUUAAAAGGACUAUCUACAAUCAUCAUUCCAAGUCCACAGGGAAGGAUUUCAGUCAAGUGAGAAUGGUAAUAGUCCAUUAAAUAUAAAUUUAUAACUAACCAACAUGUCAUGCGCUAAGAAGAUAAAAUUGGAUGAAAAAAUACUACCCAUCUUAGCAGAUGAUUUGCUCGAAGACACUCCUUUAGUAGAAGUUUUUGUCGAUUCCAUAAAAGACCAAAAAACAAUUUCAAAGGUUGUGAAGGAUUUAAAUGCGAGUUGCCCAAUUCCAGAACUAACACACUUGAAAAGAAUUAAGGCUAAAGAAAUUUUGUUACUUAUUAAAAACAAUUUAGAAAAACAACAAGUUCAUGAGUAUUUAAAAUCUAAUGGUUUCAAUGUUAGUUUAUUGUGUAAUCAAAUUAGGAUAGUGUCUGUUGCAAAAAUUGCUCCUAAAACAAAAACGCAACACGCAAAGGUCAACCAGUUAUGGCCAUGUAACUUCCACAGUGACAAAUACAUAGAAAAGUUAUCAACAAAUACAUUGUUUGAUCAUUCUGAAAUUUUGGAGCAUCAAUUGUACAUGAAAGUGGCUAUCGAAGUAGCUAGAUAUAGUAAACAAAAUAAAAUUGCACAUUUCUCUAAAGGUGUAGUUAUAGUAGAUCCAAAAAUAAAAUCCAUAGUAGCUCUUGGCUACUCAGUAACCCACGAGAACCCUUGCAAACACGCUCCUAUGAUCGCAAUAGAUAAUGUUGCUAAAACCCAAAACGGUGGCGCUUGGAACAACUACGAACAACUAACUACAACCAAAUUGAAUUUAUGCGGCAUUCAUCCAAAACUAUAUACACUUUUACAAGAAAAAUUUCCACAAAUAACUUUUGGAGCUUCUCGGUUCAAAGGCAAAUCUAUUAAAGAGCCAAGUGAUGGACCAUAUUUGUGCACUGGUUAUUGUGUAUACUCGACUCACGAACCGUGCAUUAUGUGUGCAAUGGCGUUGGUUCACAGCAGAGUGAAACGUGUUUUUUAUGGAGUGAAAACAAAUAAUGGUGGAUUAGGUACUUUGUGUAAAGUGCACACAGUGAAAGAUUUGAAUCAUCACUAUGAAGUGUUCACGAAAUUGUGCCAAGAUGAGUGUGAAUCAUUGAAGGAUGUAUAAUAAUCAUAGGGCCGGUUUCUCAAUAGCGAGUCACCUCUGGAUUAGUUUUAACUCCAGGGUAAGCGUGCCCAGUUGCUAUGUUUACCUUGAGGUGACCUGCUAUUGAGAAACCGGCCCAUAAUCAAAGGCAAUUGUUUUGAUUUUUCAUAAUGUGUUCUGGUAUGCAGUCAAUUUUGUUUGCAAUAACCCCAUACAUCUCUUAUGGGUUUUUGGUUUUCUGCCAAACUCAAUGAAAUUUGGAUAUGUGGUAUACCUUCCUGAAAAAAAGUUCUCAUAGUCUAUGGCCCAACCCGAUACUAUGAAUAGUUUUCGAGAUACAGGUAGUUUAAUGUCCAACAAAUGUGAAAAAAAUACACAUUUUAUAUGCAUUUACCUUAUGUACUGUCACCUGAGCGUGACGAUACCUACCUGUCCAUCCUGGUAUAUUAUUAGAUGACAGGUAGAGGUAGAUGCAUAUUAUCCCUUCACAAUCCGAUGUCCACACGUACAGGUACAAUUUAUCACUUUUCAAUACUAUUUGAUAGGGAAAGGUGAUAAAUUUACCUGCACCUGUGAACAUCGGAUUGUGAACAGGAUAUUAUAUAAAAUGUGUAUACGGUGGCCCGUUCAUUUUGCCCUAUUUCGGUAUAUGGAAAUCUGGAUAUUUUAUGACAAUAAGUUAAAUACAAAAGUUGUAGGGUUUAAAGCCGGAGUCUCAUGCACACACGGAAGCACACAAAAAAAUAAAAUUGAUGUGUUCGAGAGGAAAGUCAGGAAAGUGUUAAUUUGAGAAUAACAGGCUAGAAGAUUGUUUCCUCUUCAGCCCAUGGCAACUUUGACAGUCAAUAUCUUGAAAACUAAUCAUUCGAUUUUCAAAAAGAGUACACAGUUGUGACAAGAAUCAAAAUACCUUUAAAACAAGAUGCCACUCGAUCCAUCUUCCCUUUCUAAAACAGAGGGGUACCCAGGUGGUGCACCCUAGCGAAAUACUGAUGGGGUCAAAAAGUUUCCCCUUUGAAUAUAAAAUUGGCGUGUCCAAGCGUUUUUGUCAAAUCGACCUUAAAAUACCCCAAAACGCCUCUGUUUUUAUGUUCGUGAAACACCCUGUAUAGUUUGAUAAGGUUAUUAUGCACGGUUUCGGAUUUUGUCAAAAAUAGGUUCAUUCUGAUUCUGUUGUGGUGUAGCAAACUUUGAAAAUUGUCGAUUUCUCAGUCGUUUUUUUCAUUUUUUUAAAAUGGCACACCCUGUAUAUUAGAUGUGGAAUGGAAAGUACUUUAAAACAAAGUUUUUUCGUACAAGACAUUACACAGGGUGUUUGAAAUUAGGUCGGCACCAUUGCUAACUCACUUAUUAUAAGAGUUACAAAAUCGGUUAAAUUGGCAACUACAUAGUAGCAUUUCACCCGCUAAAUAAAAUGGUUAAAACCGAAAAACAAUUGAGCAUCGCUCGAGAUAUUUUCGAAUAUUUACUUUUCUUGAUGGAGCACCCUGUAUAUUUUUCGCUAGUUUUCAUUGCAAAUGUUUUUCUCACCAAAAAGAUUCCUUGCACUACCUAUUGCCGUAAAAUCCGAAAAUGACUGAGUUAUUCCAAAUUUUACGUUUUUUCAAGUUGGCCAUGUAUUGUUAUCUUAAAGAGUACUUUUCAUCCGAGUUUUCAUCCUACUUUUAUGAUACAGGAUGUGCAAUUUUAAAAAGUGAAGAACAACGACAACUUUCAAAGUUUAGCAACACCACAACACAAACUGAAUGAACUUAUUUUUGACAACUUUAAAAUAUUUAUUUUUAACGUUUCUACAAUAAUCUAAAAAGUGGCCUUUCCCCGAAGAUAACCGUAAAUAAAUCCCGAGAUAAAUCCGAAACCAUGCAUAACAACCCUAUCAAACUACAUAAAAUCUGUUUUUUUUUUUAAAGAUAAAAGUCAAAAUGACAUUCUGUUGGCAAUAUAAUGUAAAAUUGUCAAUGCUUUCAAAUUUUUAAUGUAGAAAAGGCUUGUGUUGCCAACAUAGUUACUAAAUUUUUGACUUGGGGAAUUAUCUUUAAAAAAAAAACAUACUUUACAUUUAUAUUUGUCUUUGAAGGCACUAUCAAAAAAUAUGAAAAUAUACAGGAACAGGAUGUUCUAUUAAAAAAAAAAUCUGAUGUGUCAUACUUUUUUGACACCCGCUUACUUUGGUAUUUAACUUUUUGUCAUAGAAUAUCUAGAUUUCCAUAUACCGAGAUAGAACAAAUUAAACGGGCCACCCUGUACAUUUCUUGAAAAUUAAACUACCUUUAUUUCGAAAACUAUUCAUAGUAUCGGGCCUAUGAGAACUUUCUAUCAGUCCACAUAUCAAAAUUCAAUUGAGUUUGGCAGAAAACCAAAAACCCAUAAGAGGUCUGCGGAGUCCCUUGAUAAUUUUUUUAUUAUACAGGGUGUCACAAAAUUAGCUGCGCUGGUUUCAACUUUUAUUUUGAAUGUGCCCGGUAUUCAAAAUUCCUGCAACAAGAUCCCAACAUUGUUUUCAGGGGAAGAAAAUUACUUUUCACUUUUUUUUAUGGGGAUAUCCUAAAAGUAAAGUUUUGUCAUUCUCACUCAACCCAUUGAUAUUGAAGAUUAAAAAGCCCGCAUUAUCAAGAAAACACGCUCUAAUUAACCUUGAAACUGUGAGAAACGUGCCAAAAGAAUUUAUUAGACUGUCAAAACAACACAUAAAAUGCUGAAAAUUAAACAAAAAACCUGAAAAUGUUUGAAAAACUGGUGUUUUCUAUUUGAAAAAUCAAAGUUGAGCGUAGCUGUUUUCGGGAUACCCUGUAGAAUUUAAAAAAAAAUCAAAAAAUUUCAAGCAAAAACACAAAAUUGAAGUAGUAUGUGCCUAAGCGAUUUCUCAAAAAUCCUACCGUUUUCAAAACAAUAUAGGUAUUUAUGCGAACUCACUGUAUAUUUGUUAUCAAAUUUUUCAUGUUUCUAAAUUAUAAAAAAACUUAAAACAUGUGAAGACUUCAAUCCAGAAAAUUAAUAAAUGCUUAAGAAAUAAAUUGUAGACACAACUACCAAAUUAUUCUGUUAAUAAACCAAUAAUGUUUUA
Molecule: messenger RNA, 4593 nt
Organism: Ceutorhynchus assimilis (cabbage seed weevil)
Lineage: Eukaryota; Metazoa; Arthropoda; Insecta; Coleoptera; Curculionidae
Source: the annotation of a GenBank genome assembly